AUGGCCUACGCACUUAGGCAAAGAAAGCAAAACACUAAUUAUGCAGAUUCGGACAGUCCUGGAAGUGAUUCAGUUGGUUCCGAUACAGACUAUUUAUCAGGGAGCUUUAGUAGACAAAAACGGAGAAGGAACUUGACAUUAUGCUCUCCAGCUACUAAGGAGACUAAAACGGCAAACUCAGGUGUAAAUUUGACAGCAAGGCGUCGACGAGGUCGAACCUCAAAGAAGAGGGCACAGGAAAUAAAAAACAAGGAAGCCAGUAAUGCUACAAGUUCAAACAAUAAAAACGGAACAUUAUCUGCUGAACAACCAAGUUCAAACAAACUAACCAUUUUAUCAUGGUUGUUAGAUUGCAAUGUUAUCAAGAAGGGUGAACAUGUCACCUACUCGAAUAAAAUAAAGGGAAGUACGGCAAAGAGAGGAACAAUUGCCGGAGGUGAAAUUCUCUGCAGCUGUUGCCAGAGGGAAUAUUCUGUGUGGGCCUUUGAGAAACAUUGUGGAAGUGACCUUAAACAACCUUAUGAACAUAUAUACCUUCCUGAAAAACAAAGAUAUCUUCUGGAGUGCAUGGUGAUCGCUUUGUGUGAGAACAGUGAACCGAAACAUCAGGAAACACAUUCCUUUGUAUCCAAGAGAAAUGCAGGAGAUAAACAUGAUUAUGCUUGUCCUGUUUGCGGAGAUGGGGGAGAGUUGAUCUGCUGUGACAAGUGCCCCUCCACAUAUCAUUUAAACUGUUUGAAUUUGGAGAGGCUUCCUGAAGGAAAAUGGUUCUGUCCUUAUUGUGUAUGCAAGCAUUGUGGGCUUAGUGAUAAAAGCAAGCAACUGAUUAAGUGCUUCCAAUGUAACAAAAAAUUUGACUGGGGAUGCUUUAAGGAAUUUGAGAAAGAAGCUCUUAAAGAUGCCUUAGACAUUGACUGUUCGAGAUUAUACUGUCAGCAAAGUUGUAGAAAGACCCAUGAGAAAUUGGAGAGUUUAGUUGGAGUCAGGAAUGAAGUCGAUGAAAGCUACUCUUGGAGAGUUAUUCGUCAAAUGGAGAAAAGAACAUCAACUGUCUCUGAACACCAAUAUGUUGAAAAUAAUGCCAAGGUUGCAGUUACAUGGAAAUUAAUGGAUGAAGCUUUUGAGACAAUAGUUGACAGAUAUACAGGCCUCAAUGUGGUUCGAAGUGUACUAUGCAGUCUUCGGUCAAAGUUACCCAGGGUUGAUUAUAGCCGUUUCUAUACGUUUAUACUGGAAAAGGAUGAUGAAAUUGUCUCUGCUGCUUCUGUGAGAAUCCAUGGGCGGAGGCUUGCAGAUAUGCCCUUUAUGGCCACACAUAAAAAUUAUCAAAGAAAAGGAUACGGUAGAUAUCUUCUGGCAGUGGUGGAAUCGUGUUUAAUGCUGUGGAAAGACUUAACAUUGUCGCCCGCAAAAUCAGUUAGCAAUGACCAAAAAGAAGAGAGGCAAAUUGGCAUUCUGAAUGUCGAGGAACCUCGAAAUAAUCCAAUGGACCGUUCCCUUCUAGACCUUAACAUACCCCUCCUGAAGAAUGCACAAGGACUGUGGAAGAUGAUGCGUAGUUCGCGGCUAACGUUGCUGAUUGAGUAG
Messenger RNA from Neltuma alba, 1587 nucleotides. Its product is annotated as increased DNA methylation 1-like. Gene Ontology annotation, molecular function: transcription corepressor activity. Lineage: Eukaryota; Viridiplantae; Streptophyta; Magnoliopsida; Fabales; Fabaceae. The transcript is spliced from 8 exons. Bases 1 to 1587 code for a protein of 528 amino acids. Gene Ontology annotation, cellular component: nucleus. Gene Ontology annotation, biological process: regulation of transcription by RNA polymerase II; negative regulation of DNA-templated transcription. The record is from RefSeq and is a predicted model, not a curated record.